Molecule: messenger RNA, 1083 nt
Organism: Arachis duranensis
Lineage: Eukaryota; Viridiplantae; Streptophyta; Magnoliopsida; Fabales; Fabaceae
Exons: 1
Coding region: 1-1083 (360 amino acids)
Molecular function (GO): nucleic acid binding; zinc ion binding
Source: RefSeq, a predicted model, not a curated record
AUGACCAUUACUGAGUACACAAGUAAAUUUGAGGAGUUGCGCCGCUUUUCACGCAUCUGUCAGCGAGCUCCUGAGGACUUUGCUGAGUGGAAGUGCAUAAAGUAUGAAGGAGGCCUUCAGAGUGACAUUCAGAGCUUUGUAGCACCUAUGGAGAUUCGGGUGUUCUCUGAGCUUGUGAAUAAGAGCAGGGUGGCUGAGGAUUGUGUCAGAAGGGCUGCAGCAGAAAAAGGGAGUAUGAGGAUGCCAUUCCAGAGGACCACAGGGAGGAAUUUUGCACCUAGGGGCAGACAGUUUAAGCAUGGCGGCUUUUUCCCUCAGAACAAUCAGGGGCAAGGCAACUUCAGGAGGCCUAAUACCAAUGCUAAUCAGGGAAGGAGACAGGGGAAGCAGCCACAGCAGGAUGUGAGUUGCCACAGAUGUGGGAAGUACCAUUUUGGGCCAUACAGGUUUGGGACUGGAGUAUGUUAUUCCUGUGGACAGCCUGGACACUUGGCUAACAGUUGCCCAGAGAAGAAGAGGUAUGAGACAGGUAGAGUGCAACAGCCAAAGAGAGUGUACACUACUUCUUCAGUAGGCGCUGAAGGGUCAGAGACAUUAAUUAGAGGUAAUUGUGAGAUGGCUGGUAAAACUUUGAAUGCCUUGUUUGAUUCUGGAGCUACAUAUUCCUUUAUUGCAUUUGAGAAGGCUGAUGAGUUAGGCUUGAAAAUAGUAGUCAUGGGGUAUGAUUUAAACGUAUAUAAUGCCACCCACGAGGCUAUGGUGACUAGGUUAGGGUGCCCCCAAGUUCCUUUUCGAAUACAACGGCGUGACUUUACGCAUAACUUAAUUUGUUUGCCAAUGACUGGUCUUGAUCUCAUUCUGGGAUUGGACUGGUUAUCCAAGAACCAUGUUAUACUCGAUUACUCUGCAAAAACAAUGUGUUUUAUGCCUAAAGACACAGAAGGGCCGGUUGUGGUGAAUAACUACUACCUGAAUUCCAUGAUAGUGAAUUGUUCUGAGGCCGAAUGUCAGGGAAUAUUGUUGUUAUCUGCGGGUGUUUCAGGUGAUGUUCAAAGAUUGGAGCAAAUCCCGGUUGUGUGUUAG